Aspergillus homomorphus CBS 101889 is the source of this 2747-nucleotide messenger RNA. RefSeq names its product ubiquitin-protein ligase peroxin 12 (gene pex12). Lineage: Eukaryota; Fungi; Ascomycota; Eurotiomycetes; Eurotiales; Aspergillaceae. The coding region runs from base 126 to 2747 and encodes 873 amino acids. The transcript is spliced from 4 exons. Gene Ontology annotation, molecular function: zinc ion binding; ubiquitin-protein transferase activity; protein binding. The record is from RefSeq and is a predicted model, not a curated record. Gene Ontology annotation, cellular component: peroxisomal importomer complex; peroxisomal membrane. Gene Ontology annotation, biological process: protein monoubiquitination; protein import into peroxisome matrix.
GCUGGGCUGGCUGGGCUGGACUGAGCUGGGGUGUUGGGUGGUCUCCCAACACUUCCCCCUCCCAGCCCAAUUGUAGACAGCGCUUGUGCUUUUGCUCUCUCUCUCUCCAGCACAUCACCACAAAUAUGACUGGCACUACUUUGCUCAGAAAACCCUGGUGUAGACCGGGUGGAGCCCUCCGUACUUUAUCUCUAGCUAUGGCCGUGCGCCCUCAAAGUCAUUGUUUGUCUCGGAUACAAGCCUAUACUUCUUCGUCGUCGUUCUCAUCGUCCUCCUCUGCGUGUCAGGCGUCCUCUGCUGAACACCCGUCGUCCGUAUCCUCUCCAUCCGUAAGACAGCUUGACGCUGCUACUUCCAAGCCACAACAGCAGCCGCAGCAGCAGCCGCAGGAGCAGCUUUCCGCACAGAAAAAGCAAGCUCUCUACGAGACAUUCGGGAAAUACACAGCCGCGGGGGGCCUCGUCACCGACGAGCUGGGCUACUCGGUCGUAUCUGCGCUCCUGACGCCGCGCCCACCCGACGACGCAGAGUUCCCCAACCAGGUCCCAGACGCAGACAAAGAACUGGCUCUCCGCGUGCUGGAGUAUCUUUCCUUACAGGGGACGCCGAUUCUCGUCAUGGGGACGCUCGCGAUGCUCUACCAGGCGGCGAUGUAUUCCCCGCGGUGGCCCAACAACACAACCACAGAAAACAAGCACAACAUCCGGCCGUAUGGCAACGGCAACAACGAAACCGACGAUGGCGCACUCUCCCGUCUACCUCGCAUGAUCAACGCGAUCCACCUCCCCUACAACCCCCACGACGCGCGCAGCAUCAUGACCAUGUUCUUCCAGAACGGCGACUACGAGAAUUUCUGGCGGCUGUGGCGCCGGAUCCCGCUUCAGGGCUUGUCGCGCACCGCCGAGGACUACGUGAUGCUGUUUCGCUUGCAUGCUGAGCUGGGGAAUCGCUACCGCGCGGAACAGUGCGUGCGGACCUGGUUUCCGAUGAUGGAGAGGGAGGAGCCGCCUGUUCUUGUGGGUGAGGAGAUCGCGCUUCUGGUGGCGGAGUGUGUGUAUCUCGCUGAUCCGCGGGUCCAGGAUAAGGUCGCCGCGGGUGGGUCGGCCGAUACGUUGGUGCAGAUCUGGGAUAAAAUACUGAAAAGACCAGUCGGGCUGUCCAGUGCGAGAGAGUACCUAAAUGUGCCUUUGAUGGAGUACUUACCGAGUUUGCAGCAGGAAUUCGACGAGCUGAAGCCGUCUCUCUUCGAACUCCUCGCCGAACAACAGCUCUCCGCGCUUCUCCCCCCAUCUAUCCGAUAUAUCCUCGCAGUAGCUACUCACCGGAACCCGCGCUACCUUCUCCGCAUCCUCAAUUCCUACGACGAGAUUUACGCCCUUCUCUCCCUCCUCGUCGAACGAUACUACCUCCGCACCUUCGGCGGCUCCUUCACAGAGAACUUCUACUCCCUAAAGCGUGAACGAGUCCUCCUCACGAAGAAUGGCGAGAUCCCCCGCGCGCAAAUCGGCGCACCGGGCCCCGUCCGCGAUGCCCUCAAACUCCGCACGCGGGACGUCUGGAAGAACCUUCUGAUCAUGGUGGGCAUCCCGUACCUCAAGAGCAAGCUCGACGAAGGCUACGACAUCCACGCGGCGCCGCAAGCCUCACUGAUCAUGAGCGGCGGCCCGCGAUACAACCCUGCAGACGACCUGCCGGCGCGACCAACCCUCCGCCAGCGCCUCUUUCACUACUACAAAUGGUUCCUGCGCAACAUCUACCCGUCCAUCAACGCAGGCUACUACUUCUCCAUCCUAGCCUUCAACCUGGCCUACCUCUUCGACAACACAAAGUACUCCUCGCCGUUCCUCUGGCUGAUCGGCACGCGCAUCCGCCGCCUCAGCUCAGCAGACCACCGCGCCAUCGCCGCAGUCCUCGACCCCUCAAAGACACCAGGCCGAGCGACCGCCAGCGCCCGCUCGCGCCCCGGCGCCAGCCUGCUCGGCCUCCUGAGCCCGCAGAAUCUCUACCCUCAACUCCUCGCCUCCCUCCGCUACUUCCUUCCCGCCUCCAUCUUCGCCCUCAAAUUCCUCGAAUGGUACCACGCAAGCGACUUCUCGCGCCAGCUCACCCGCAAAGCCACCGAGGUCCUCGACCUCCCCGCCCCCGUCACAAACGGGAUGACCCCGCCGUCGCAACGGCCCAAGCCCCAGCCCGAAAAAGCAGCAACAGCAUCAUCAUCACCAUCACCCCCUCUCAAACCAGCCCUUAAGUCCUCCUCCCCCUCCUCCACCACCACCACUACUCCAGCGCAACAACACAACCACAAACAAUCGACCCAUACCCACCGCCAACCCCCAGUUUCCGCAUCUUCAUACCUCCCCAUCUUCACGGUCCCAAUCCCCACCGCCGACUCUGAUGUCGCACAGGCCUGCCCCAUCUGUCUGAAAGGCCUGGCCAACCCAACAGCAUGCCAGACGGGGUAUGUCUUCUGCUACGUGUGCGUGUUCCACUGGUUGAACGGGGAGCAUCAGCGGCAGAUUGAUUUCAUGGAUGGGGAGAGCAGCGCGGCGGGAGCGCCGUGGGAGGAGGUUGAUCUCGAGCUGGUUGCUGAGGCGAGGAAUGGCGAUGGAGACGCAGAUGCUGCAGGCGAGGGGCAGAGCAAGGGACGGAGCCGGAGGGGGAAGUGGGAGAGUGGGAGGGGGAGGUGUCCCGUCACGGGGCGGCGGGUGUUGGGCGGUACGGAGGGGUUGAGGAGGGUUUUGGUGUAG